AUGCUCGCCAACCAGCAAGCCGCGCCCACGCAGCAGCACAUGCAGCUCCAGCAGGCCCACGAGGCUGCCCGCCGCGAGCUCAUGAAGCGCCAGAGCAGGAAGCCCACCGACAAGAACAUGCCCGAUGGCGUGGAGAAUAUCUGCAUUGGCGAUGGCGUCCAACGGUACCGGGAGCUGCGCGAGAUCGAGCGCACGAUGGAUGCGACAAUGAUGCGCAAGAAGCUCGACAUCCAAGACUCCGUCACCCGCACCCAGACGCCUCGCUAUGGCACCAUGCGCAUCUGGAUCUCGAAUACUGCAGAGAACCAGCCAUGGCAGAAUACCAGCAUGGACCCCGAUGCCUUUGAUUUCGAAAGCGAGACGACGGCCACCUACAGAGUCAAGAUACAAGGACGGCUGCUGGACGAGGACGCGGACCUCGGACUGGAGCCCGAGGCAGGCGAUGAAGCUGCCGCAGAAGAGAGCGACUCGAAUGCUAUGGAGGACGGCGACGAGGCGACCAAGAAGGCCACGCCAGCAACGCGGCCGAAGAUGUUCUCGCACUUCUUCAAGUCUGUCGUCGUUGACUUCGACCGCCCAAAAAGCCUCCAGCCCGAUGGUUUCACGCAAAUUGAAUGGAAGCGACCCGAAAACGCAAACAACAACCCCAAUGCCCCGCCCAACAUGUCCGCGGAGGCCAAUUUCAGCCAGCUGGAGUUUGAGCGCAAGGGCGAUGAGAAUAUCAACAUCACAGUCAACCUACAACGCUACGAGAAUCCCGAGCGAUACCGCCUGAGCAAGCCCUUGGCUGAGCUGCUUGACACAGAUGAGGAAGACCGUGCCGGUGUGAUAAUGGGCAUCUGGGAAUACGUCAAGAGUCAGGGCUUACAAGAGGACGAUGACAACCGCAAAAUAAUCUGUGAUGAUCGUCUCAGAGAAAUCUUCAACAGCGACACUCUGUUUUUCCCGUAUCUACCAAACGCCAUCGCACCACACUUGCUUGCUCUGCCGCCUCUCCAAAUUCCAUACACUAUUCGUGUUGACAAGGACUACAUCUCACCCUCCUCGGACUCUGGAAUCCAGCCCUCCAGACCCACCGUAUUCGAUGUACAAGUCGCUUUAGAGGACCCACUGCGACCCAUGAUAUCGACCAUGUUCCGCACCCAAAAGCACAAGGAUAUCCUCGAGACGAUCGCUGGCAUGGACGAGAACCUGACGCUCAUUGUGCAAGCUAUCUCGCACUCGAAAGCAAAACACGCCUUUCUCACCUCGAUGUCCAAGGACCCCGUCAACUUUGUCAAGCGCUGGAUCAGCAGCCAGCAGCGCGACAUUGAAGUCAUCCUCGGCGAAGCUGCACGUGGCGGCGGUGAAGACGGAGUCGGCGAGGAGUGGAACCGUGGUGGCAAGGAGAGCGUCUGGGGCUCUGAUUUGGCGCGGGAAAGCGUGGCAUUAUGGUUGGCAAGACAGAAGCACUAG
Mytilinidion resinicola is the source of this 1455-nucleotide messenger RNA. RefSeq lists its product as uncharacterized. The record is from RefSeq and is a predicted model, not a curated record. The transcript has 2 exons. Gene Ontology annotation, cellular component: SWI/SNF complex; nucleus. The coding region runs from base 1 to 1455 and encodes 484 amino acids. Lineage: Eukaryota; Fungi; Ascomycota; Dothideomycetes; Mytilinidiales; Mytilinidiaceae. Gene Ontology annotation, biological process: regulation of transcription by RNA polymerase II.